GUGCGGGUGGGUUCGGCACCGCGGUCCGAGCCGCGGGGCCGGGGCGGAGACCGGCCCGGGACGGCGGCUGCUGACGGCUGCUAAGCCUCGGCCGCCACAGGGGCAGGGUGGGCAUCUCCCUGCCUUGCCGCGGGGUGGAGGGGGGGGCUGUGCAGCUGAUGUGGGCUGUAGAGUCCCCAAACGCGGAUUCGUCCCGCUGCAGCCACACCACCGAGCCUGCCCCCCCAGCUCCGCCCGACAGCCUCCUCCGCGACAGCCCCCGCGCUCCUUCCAGCCUCUGCAGCAGCCUCGGCUCCGGCUCCCUCCCGCCCGACAGCCUCCAAGCCCUCCCUUGCCUCGGCAGCCCCUGCGAGUCGCCCAGCAUCCAGUGUGACAGCCUGGAGUGUCCCUGCUGCUGCAGGAGCCUGGGGUCAGUCGGUGUCUGCGAGGACAGCCUGCAGCCCCCUCUCCCGCUCUGUAACUGCCGAGCACGCUUCGGGGCAUCCAGUGACCUCUCCGACAGCCUGGAGUCCUUCAGUGUACAGCACGACAGCCUCCAGUCAGUCUCCAGCCUGUGUGAGAGCUUCACGUCUUCCAGCAUCACGGGCGAUAGCCUUGAAUCCCUUUCCAGCCUGAGCAUCGGGUCCACCAGCCAGCAGAACAGCCUCGAGUUUACCAGCCACUGAAACUGCCUUCAUCUCCCCAUAACACACAAUAACAUCUAGUUCACUUCCAGGUUCUUUCAGCAGUCUUUGUUCCAGUUGAUUCUUGCUGUAUCCCGUGCAAUAACCUCAAAUACUGCCUGUGCUUCACUCUGAUUUUUCUGUCCUCUGUUAAGAACAGAGGUACGUUACGUGGUUCUCGGAGGUAUCCCAGUUACCUCUAUCAUCUCUAUCACAACAUGCUACGGGCUGAAGAAGCACCAGGGCGAAGGCAUCAGCAGACUCCAGAAGUCCAUACAAGUACCAGCAUGGCUCCUCAGAGCAGUACCCCAGCCAAGGGGGGGCCUCAGCCAAAUAAGCCCCAGAACAGCACUUUCUCCGGCUGUGACCCGGCGUUGCGGCCUAUCAUACGCCGCCGAGCAAGAUCUUUGCCUACCUCUCCCGAAAGAAGGAAGCAAGCAGCAGUGCAGUGUCAAGUUCCUGGAUGCCAGGGUCGUAUGAACCGGGUGAGAUUUGCUGAUGCAUUGGGUUUAGAGCUCACUGAAGUCAAAGUCUUCCAGACUGGGGAGGAUCCAUCAAUCCCCUUGCAUGUGCUUUCCAGGCUCUCCAUAAACUCAGCCCUCUGGUACAGCAGCUGGGACUUGGAGUUUAACAUCCAGUGCUUGAUUCCUGACUUCCAGCAACCUGUAGACUGUAAAGAUUUCUCCUCCCGACUCCAGGAGCAGCAGGUUUGUCUGGAACGAGUGACCAGCUCAGAUUUAGGGCUCAAUGGCACCAUCCAGGUUUGCAAUGUUGCUUUUGAGAAGCAGGUAUCUGUGCGAUACACCUUCAACCAGUGGAAAAGCCUCCAUGAAGUGUGUGCUCAUUGGCAGAGUAGCAUUCCUGCUAAAAAGGGGCAGGGCCAGGUUGAUGUUUUCACUUUCUUUCUCCCUGUGCCUCCAUUCCUCCUUCAGUUGUCCUCUGUAGUCCAGUUUGCAGCAAGGUACCAAGUCAAUGGCCGGGAGUAUUGGGAUAACAACAGAGGCCAAAACUACAGUCUUACCUGCCGGAGUCACCCCCUUAAGAUGCCUAGAGAAUGUGAGGAGAGCUGGAUUCACUUCAUCUGAAUGAAGAAAGUGGAUGCAGGUCAGCUUGUUGGCAGUCUUGGCACUCUCUUCCUAGGCAUUGCUCUUUGCUCCUAUGUCAACGGUCUCCUUUUUGAAACCUGCCAAAGUGUUCCAGGGUAGAGGAGUAGCCAGUGAUCUGAACAAACUGUUCUAAACCUUUCAAAAGAGUAUCGAGUUAAAUUCACUGAAAGCCUGCAUGACAGAAUGGUUCCGGGGAAUGCUGUCAGACUACCAAAGAGCAAAACGAGACACUUCAAGUUGCUAGUAAUGCUCUAGAUUGCACAGAAUAAUACUAAUUGAACUAUUUUACUAUUUUGUACUCUCUGUUUUCUAAGUGGGCAGUGUGGUCUUACUGGUUUUGUUUCUAAUUUUGUUUAUAUUAUCUCACCAAGUCUGGGCACUAUUCCAUUUGUGCAUAAUUUGGAUAGCAGACACUGUAGGAAAGCACUUCUAUCUUUAUAUAUUAUUAAUACUCUAACCACGUUAAGUAUUUCUGUUAAUAUUUGCACUGGAAAUUAAAUGUCCCAUCAGCCCUCUAUUUACCUUUUAAAGGUGCCUUUUUUACCUCCAGUCAAGAAGUGGGUGUGAUAUAUUAUUAAAAGAUAUAGUAUAUAUUAGUAUAUAAUAAAUAUAUUAAAAAUAGAAUACCAUGUCAGAACUUUGAAACCUGCCUCCCUGUUACCCAGUGUCCCAUUACUAUUGCAAUAGUACCUUUGAAUUCUUUAGUUAGCUACUUCUCAUUAUAAAGUAGUUGGACUCCACAACUGCAUUUUUUGCAACACAAAAACCUUCAAAGCAAAUGAUUAUUUUACUGGUAAACAGCUAGCUACAUGGACCCAUAACACAAUCCUUGCUCAAGUAGGAGGGGCCAGUAAACAUGCAGUCUUCUCAUGUUUCUUUGUUGCUUACUUUCAUUCUAGGGAUUUAGUAUGGUUUAAGAUUUGCAACAGGUUUAAAUCUGGUUUGUAAAAGAUUGCUCAUUAUUUUUCCAUAGAUGUUCAUAAUUGCAUGGAAAGUUCAGCUUUGUAAGUGUAGCAUAAGUUUUGAUAACUGACUGGCUGGUUGUAUUAGAAGAGCUGUUUUUUAGGACUGUACUGUGAAAAUCAGGCCACUUAUUCAGGCAUCUUAUUUUGGAUUGCUGCUUACUCAUCAAAACUGCAGUUUCUUUUUUAAAAUCACCAUUGUAAGGAACCCACAGCCAAGUAUAUAUUAAUCCAAAUAGUUUACUGAGUAAUUAUGGAAGUGCAGAAACCCUAAGUGUUGUCUUGCACUGGUGGAGAAGAACUGACAGUGGCUGUUACUAAACCAGUUAUCUGGCAUUGCUGACUGUGACUUGAGCAAACCUACCUUAUAACUAAUGGAGAGUGAUCUCUGUGUUAAGCUGCUAAACAUUCACAGCUGCCUGUCACAUGAAAUUUGUACUUAAGUCUUCCUGUCAUGUUCAGUAAUCAAUAUCAAAAGGCUUCUAGCUGACAAAAAAAAAAGGGAUUAAGCCAUUAGGAAGUGCUAAUACACACGUGCUGUGAAGGUAAAUUUAUGACCACCUUUAUAAAUUCUCAGGACAUCUUGACUGCUUGCACUGUGUUCAAAUCAAACAUUUUCUUUAUAAUGAGGAAUUUGCAAAAGCAAAUUCUUCCAAGGGUUAUUGUCAUUCAAUGCACUUUUUAAAAACCUGUAUUAUAAUCAUAGAAUAAAUUAAUGUCUAGAAGUCCACAGUUCCAAGGUUUUUUCAAGCAUGUUUGUCAAAUGUUAGGAAUCCUUGUAAAUGCAAAGAGAUUGUCUUUCCUGAGUAUAGUCUUGUCCAAAAUAAAGUACAUUGCACAGUAUAGCAGUAAAGCACGUAUGCUAGACAGAAGGUCAUUUUGUUUUACUGGAAAGCUUUACAAUUUCUAAGCUCUUGAUUACUUUCAAAAAUUAUAGCUAUUGUAAUAAAAGAUUGUAAUAAAAGCUUUUCACAUUUUAA
This is a messenger RNA of Calypte anna (Anna's hummingbird), 3710 nucleotides long. RefSeq names its product protein phosphatase 1 regulatory subunit 3D (gene PPP1R3D). The transcript has a single exon. Gene Ontology annotation, biological process: regulation of glycogen biosynthetic process. NCBI's taxonomy places the organism in Eukaryota, Metazoa, Chordata, Aves, Apodiformes, Trochilidae. Gene Ontology annotation, molecular function: protein phosphatase 1 binding; glycogen binding. The coding region runs from base 881 to 1747 and encodes 288 amino acids. The record is from RefSeq and is a predicted model, not a curated record. Gene Ontology annotation, cellular component: protein phosphatase type 1 complex.